This is a messenger RNA of Plectropomus leopardus (leopard coralgrouper), 2523 nucleotides long. It is a transcript of the gene aoc1, whose product is annotated as amine oxidase copper containing 1. Gene Ontology annotation, molecular function: primary methylamine oxidase activity; diamine oxidase activity; copper ion binding. The record is from RefSeq and is a predicted model, not a curated record. Gene Ontology annotation, cellular component: plasma membrane. Gene Ontology annotation, biological process: amine metabolic process; response to antibiotic. NCBI's taxonomy places the organism in Eukaryota, Metazoa, Chordata, Actinopteri, Perciformes, Serranidae.
CAUAAGAACGAUCUUAGAUUGCUGAGGCAGGAGGAUUGGACUGAUCAACCUUGUUUUACAAACUGCUCGAAGCAGAAGGACAACUACAGCCAUGAGGCUUCUCUGUCUACUGCAGCUGGUCUGCUUGACUGUUUGUAGUGCUUCCAGAUCAAGAGACUGGGCUCAUCAUGGUGCCCCAAUGUUCGCCGAUCUCACAGCGCGUGAGAUGAAAGCUGUCAGGGCUUAUCUGCAUGGUAUUCCAGAGAUGGGGCUCACUGAUGCUCGUAGCAAGACUCUGAUGAAGAACAGCAUCAUGCUGAUGGAACUCCAUCUGCCAAGGAAGCAUGAAGCCCUGAGAGCUCUGGACCGCGGGCAGGCCAAACCCCAACGUGAAGCUCGUGUGAUCGUCCAGUUUGGGAACCAGACCAAACCCAACAUCACUGAGUACAUUGUCAGUCCUCUGCCAUCCCCAAAGACCCACAGAGUUAAGACAUUCAAGGGGGAUAGGCCUAUCCACUUUGAGGCGAGGCCCAUUACUGCUGCAGAGUAUGAGCAUAUAAAUAAUAUGCUUGGGAAAAUCGCAACAAAAGCUCACAAGCUCCUGUUUGAGACCACAGGAGGGUUUUCUUUUAAUAACUGCUCUGACCGCUGCCUGACGUUCUCAGAUGUAGGUCCCCGUGGGCUGGGUUCAGGUGAGAGGAGAACCUGGAUCAUAUUACAGAAGUUUGUGGAGGGUUAUUUCAUCCACCCCAUUGGGUUUGAGAUACUGAUCAAUCACAAGGACCUGGAUCCAGAAAAGUGGACAGUUGAGAAGGUCUGGUACAACAGCAUGUACUUCGACAGUGUUGAGGAACUGGUAGAAAAAUAUGAAUCAGGAGAGGUGGAGAAGUUGAAACUGCCCGAUCAUGACGACAAUGACCACUACUCCACCUACAUCCCCCGGGGUCACACCAACACACCCACUAAUAUCCAUGGGCCAAAGCUUGUUGAGCCUCAGGGGCCUCGCUAUCAUGUUGAUCGCAACUUUGUUGAAUAUGCCGGAUGGUCUUUCGCCUACCGAGUCCGCUCAACAGCUGGAAUUCAAAUCUUUGACCUCCGUUUUAAUGGAGAAAGGAUUGCCUAUGAGAUCGGCCUCCAAGAAGCUAUUGCCUUCUAUUCUGGUGAUACUCCUGCAGCCAUGCAAACAAAGUACAUCGAUGCUGGCUGGGCAAUGGGCAGCUCAACCUUCGAGCUGGCACCUGGAAUUGACUGUCCAGAAUUUGCCAGCUUUUUUGAUCUAUACCACUACUUUGACACAGACAAGCCUGUACGCCACCAAAAUGCACUCUGUAUUUUUGAGAUGACCACUGCUAUGCCUUUGAGAAGGCAUUUCAACUCUGACUUCAAGGGCGGAUACAACUUCUUUGGAGGGCUUGAAAACACUGUUCUGGUGUUGCGGACAGCCUCAACGGUCUAUAACUAUGAUUACAUCUGGGACUACGUUUUCUACCAGAAUGGGGUGGCGGAGGUCAAGGUCAGCGCUACCGGAUACAUCCACUCCACUUUCUUCACACCUAACGGACUUAACUAUGGUAACAGGGUGUACAACUAUGUGCUGGGUAACCUCCACACACACCUCAUCCAUUAUAAAGUGGAUCUGGAUAUUGCUGGUCGGGAGAACAGCUUUGAGACGAUAGAUCUGAAAUUCGUCAACUUCACAAACCCCUGGAGCCCAAAGAAUUUCGUCGUCCAGUCCAAACUCCACAGGACAGAGCAGAAGACCGAGCGAGCUGCCGCUUUCCGCUUCGGCAAAAAGUUUCCACGUUAUGUGCACUUUUACAACCCCAAUGAGAAAAAUAAGUGGGGACACCAGAAAGGUUAUCGUAUUCAGUUUAACUCACAUGCCGACAGUGUGCUUCCAAGAGGCUGGAAAGAAGAAAAUGGCAUCAGCUGGUCGAGGUAUCCUCUGGCUGUGACCCGUCAUAAAGAUAGUGAAGCCACGAGCAGCAGCAUUUACACCCAGAAUGAUCCCUGGGAGCCCACUGUGUCUUUUGAGGACUACAUCCGCAAUAAUGAAGACAUAGUCAACCAGGACCUGGUAGCCUGGGUGACAGUGGGCUUCCUGCAUGUGCCUCACUCAGAAGACAUCCCCAACACGGCAACACCUGGCAACGCAGUCGGCUUCUUCCUCCGACCUUUCAACUUUUUUGACGAGGACCCUUCGUUGGCAUCCAGAAGCACUAUCAUUAUCCGGCCUGGACAGGACGGCAAGCCCAAGGUCCAGAGAUGGACGCCUGAGGUCAUAGGUCACUGUGUGACAGACAAGCCGUUCCACUACAAUGGCAGCUAUGUUGGAGUCUAAUUGUGUGUUUUUGGGUUUCCCCAAAAGUAUUUUUGCUCAUAUAUCAUAUUAAGUAAAUUGCACAAUGAGUAUUUAAUAUUAAUAACAAUCACUUGUAGUACAUAUGGUCAGAUUUAUCACAUGUAAUAUCUUCUAAUGAGAAUUGUUUGCAAUAUUUACAUUUCUGAAAGAAACCCAAAUUAUGUAAUUAUAAAAUUUAAAUA